Messenger RNA from Equus caballus (horse), 1440 nucleotides. Its product is annotated as C-type lectin domain family 10 member A-like. Gene Ontology annotation, molecular function: signaling receptor activity. The record is from RefSeq and is a predicted model, not a curated record. NCBI's taxonomy places the organism in Eukaryota, Metazoa, Chordata, Mammalia, Perissodactyla, Equidae.
AGGAGAGCCAAGCUGGCCGCACGUCCAACUCCUCCACACACACAAUCGCUGCCCGUGUUCCGAUUUUAAUUCCUUCUCCUUAUUAUUGACUUCCCCAAGUCGAGGAAACAGAAGAUCCCAGCUCAUAGACCCCUGGGCUUUCAGACACGAAGACCAGCAGGACUCUGCUCACAUAUGUGACUCAUCCUUUGGCCACCUCUACCCCCAACUCUCCAGGAUUUAGUUUUUUCCAGCUCUGGUCAUCAUUGAACCAAGAACCCAAGGAUCCCAGCCUGCAGGCUUUCCACAGCUCUGACAGCCUCGGUGGUCGUGUUGGUGCCAGCAUGCCAGUGAAUUAUGAAAACUUUCAGCACUCGGAGAGUGAGAACCAAAGCCCGGGGCUUAGAAUUGGGCUGCCUCCCCUCCAGCCCUUCCUGCAGCCAGUCUGUUCCAGCUCCCGCCUCCUGCUGCUCUCCCUGGGCCUCAGCCUCAUGCUGCUGGUCGGCGUCUGUGUGAUCGGAUUCCAAAAUUCCACGUUUCAGAGGGACCUGGUGACCCUGAACAACUCCACAUCACAAACUGAGCUUCAGGUCAAGUCCCUGAUAUCCCAGGGCGACAGUUUGCAAAAGACGAUAACACCUCUGAAAGCAGGGGUGGGGAAUCUCAGGCAGGAACUGCAAGCAGCCCGUAGCAUGAACGACAAGGUGUUUUCCCUGGAGAAGAAGCUGGAGGAGGAGCAGCAGACACUCAAAGCAGAUUAUGCUGAAAUACGCCUCCUAGUCCAGCAGCUGGCCAAAGACCUGACAGCCCUGACUUGCCAGGCGGCUGCCCUCAAGAGCAAUGGCUCUGCCAGGGCCUGCUGCCCCCUUAACUGGCUGGAGCAUGAAGGCAGCUGCUACUGGUUCUCUCGCUCUAAGAAGCCCUGGCCCGAGGCUGAGAAGCAGUGCCAGCUGCAGAACGCCCACCUCGUGGUCAUCAACUCCAGAGAGGAGCAGGAUUUUGUCCAGGAACAUAUAGGCUCCUCAGACACCUGGAUGGGGCUCAGUGAUCCUACAGGAGUCUGGAAAUGGGUGGAUGGGACAGACUACAAGACCAACUUCCAGAACUGGAGUCCAGGCCAGCCAGAUGACUGGGAUGGACAUGGGCUGGGCCCAGGUGAGGACUGUGUCCACUUCAACCCGGAUGGCACGUGGAAUGACAAUGCCUGCCAGAGGCCAUUCCACUGGGUCUGUGAGACCAAGAUGGACAAGGCCAGCUAGCAGAGUGUCAGAGGGGCUCCCUGUAGACCACCCAGCUGCAGAAAUGGGAUCAGGGGAGAGGGGCCCUUCUCCAGAGACGCCUAACGAGACCUCUGUGGGAGAGGAACAAGCCCUGUGAGAUGGGAGCACUGCCCUCAGCCUGAAUUGUGUUCCUCUCAACUGUCAAAAGACUAUAUAAAGGUCCUAAGGUUUUUUUUAAAAA